UUUAAACACCGGUUUUCGACAUACUUACCGUGAAUAAACCAACGAUUCUAAAGAACAGGUUUCUUAUCGUGAAGAGCGAACUUCAUUCGAAAAUUAAUAACGCGUUACGCUGUUUUGCUCGUUUAUUUCUCCCUUUUUUCUUUCUUUUUUUUUCUCCUCUUCCGAAAUCGAGACGAAAUUUUUAUUUUCAAAGAAACGAUAAGAUAGUUGAUUUGAAAAAAAAAAUUAAAAUUAAAAUUCUCGAAAAAGAAGCUUACCCGAAGGAGUUGUUUAUUUCCUUGUUUUUUCUUUUUUUUUUUUUUAUUUCAAUCAGAAAAUACAGGAAAAAAUACGCGUAAAGUAGAUCGGUUCUUCGAACGGUUAAAACGAUGUUAUCAGCUGUUCGCCGUUAUUGAUCGCGAAAGCCAGCCUCGAAUCUUUUUCGGACACGCUGUAAUAUCAUACACUUUCGAUAUCAUCGUUGGUAAAUAAGCUUCGAUAGCUAUAAUAUUUAUAUAUAGAAAUAGUUAAAAAAACGUACGUCGUUUGAUUUCUUCGUUCGAAUUUUUUUCUUCUUCUUUUUCUUUAAAACGGACGAUGUUAUCGGAGAAGAAUAUUUAGUAUCAUCCUCAUAUAUAUAUAUAUAUACCAAAGACAUAAUUGCUUUUUUGCAAUAUUUUCAACGCAGUGCACAGGUUUCACGUGCGAUCUCAGUGCUGUUGCCAGUCUCUUAUCUGCUUAUUAUAGCUAAAUAUAGCGGAUGCUCUAACCAGCGUUCAAAUAUGUACCAACGAUAUAUCAAUGUACGUUCACGACAGCGCUCGUAUGACUUGCAUCGAUUUUGAAGAACGAGCCGCGAAUCGUCUCUUUAUCGCGAUCUCAUCUCGGAAACAAGUGGCGCAGAUUUCGGUGAACACGUUUACGCGAAUGAUCGAAAUUUCUAUCUUUCUUUAUUAUUCGAACGAAUCGCGUCGAAGCGCGAUAUUCGUUUAAUUUCAAAUAAACUCGAUAAAUCUUAUCUCAAUUCCGACCAUCUUUCGAUAAUCGUACGCAACAUUGAACGAGGAACUCGUCUCUCGCUCGUGUUCCUUUUAUCGCUUCGAUUUUUUUUCCUUUUUUUUUUUUAUUAUUCGUUUAUUUAUUUACUUGCACGCUCCGAAAUAAUCCGUAUUUUCGGAAGAAUUGAAAUUUCCUUUUCGAAUUAGCGCGUGCAAAUUUGCCCGCGAAACGUGUAAAUUUUUCUCGAAAGAUCGAAGGAACAUCUGUGACGCAGAAAACAAGAGACGAUAAUAAGCCCGACUUCCGAGAAAUUCCGCGAUUUUAUUAUCUUCCGUUGUAUCUUCGAUCGCGAAAUAACAGGGAAAGCUCCGUUGCCCGAUUCUGUAUUCGUCUCUCGUUUGCUCGUUUUACCUAUAGUAAAAUAUUUAUCACGGUUUUUAUGCCUUUCAAUUUUUCUCUCGACUUUAACAACUGGUUUCGCGUUCGUAAAGAUACGUCUCUCGUUGAUUGAUUCGAGAUCGAUUCGAAAAAUCUUUGCAUAUUUCUUUGUUGGAAAUCCGUUUCAUCGGGUAAAAAAAUGAUGGUUUCCGCUGGAGCGCGAUACCGAUUACGCGAAAGCGAUACGGAUUUUAAGUAGAGCACAACCUCUAUUAACAGGACGAUCGAGGAACUGAAACGUCUUCAUCGAGGCGAAUAAAGCCGAUCGCCACGUUCCAAAAUAACGAUAGCACCUCGACCUCUGACCGAUUACGCCUCGCUCGACUCCACAAAGAUCCUCUAUUCUUUCCCCGCGUUACGUUUUCCCAAGCUUUUAUUCGCUUUAUCGCGAUUAGUUUCGUCUGUUUAAUUCUUCCCCUUACUAGCCUCCAAACCUGUGUACGCCCGACCCAAGAUUUUGCACGGAAAUUCUGACGAAAAGGUAAAAGAUGGCGAGAUCUGUACGUCGUUAUCGUACGCGUCGGGAGGAGAGCGAGACGACGAGGGUAUUUGAAAUGAAAGUUGAACGACAUCCGAUCGACUUUUCGAUCGACUGGAAAACAAAAUAAUCGGUCCAACGAUCUGAACGGCGAGACAUUCGUGAUAUAACGUAUCGACGUUAAAAAGCAACUUUUCGCACGGUUGCUACGGCCAACCGCGAAAUUCUACUUUGCAAAACUGGCACGUUCUACUUAAUCCGACGUAACGUCCGUCAUUGACGACGCGAUCUACUAUAAAUAGAUUUUAUCAUGAAUAAUCCUCUAGUGUCGCGCGCGCGAUCGUGUCGAGUUUACGAAUAAUAAAAUAUAUUCCUAUCCUCCUCUCUGAUUUCCCUUUUUCUCCCAUUUAUUUCCCCUUUCGAUCCAUUUUGCGCGAUAAAUAUCUAAAGUGUCUCUCAAGUGGCGAGCGUUUUCUUUUUUUUUUUUUUUUUUUCAAAAUUCGAAGUAAUUUCGUCGAUUACUGUCGAUCGCCGUUUCGAUUGUUCGAGUCGACUUUCUAGGAAAUCGGUUGGUCGACGAUGAUUAUCUAAUCUGCAUAAUUGCAGACGUCGAGAUCCGUGGAACGGAAUAAAAUGGGAAUAAAAUGAAACGGGUUUUAAUCGCGCGAUAGGAAUAGUAGGAUUUGCGAAAACUAAGAGAGAAAAAAGCGUGCGCCCGAAUUUAGAUUAGAAAAAAAAAAAAGCGAGUGAGUCGCGGCGCGUGAUGAAAUUUCUCGUUCGAUAAGAGGAUCUUUUUUAAUAAAAAUCAUAUGGCAAGAUGUGGUGGGGCGAGGAAAAAAUUGCGAUAAUCAAAUAUACGAGAGAUAAACGAGCGACUUUGGAGCGCGAACGAAGGAACGGUGAGAAGUAGCAGUGAGGAAAAAAAAAAAAAAAGAAGAGAAAAGUAGGAAAUGCAGCGCGGAGUAAGAGAGAAAACUGUCGUUCCCCCUCCCUCUGCGGCGUUUGGCGUCUCUCCCCCCUCCAGGACGUUGAUUGUUUCGCGGGUAAUGGCGAUUGGCGGCUGCGUUCGGUUUAGUCGCGUGCCGAGACGCCGUGGAACGAGAACGUUUCCGACGAGGUGGCCGGGUGGAAUGCGAACGACGACACGCAUUGGGACGAUCGUCGCGUGAUUUCGCCACUCGACGGUAUAUUGGUAUAUAGUAAUCCGUUUCGACCUUUCGAAACGAUCUUCGUUUCGCGCCUCUCGCUUUCGUUUCGAAACCCAAUUUUCCAACCGUGAUCCAAAUUGUGAAAUAAAAGUGUAAACGUGCAAACCAGCGCUACGUGCAUCGAGCGUGUUGAAAUCCGAAAUCGGUAACCGAUCGGUCUCGGUUUCAAGUUUAACGAGAAAUAUUAACGUGAAUAAGUCGAUAGGCGAGAGGAGCGUGCGUCGAAUCUAUUCGUCUGUCGAUACCUGGUCCAAUCUUGUCUCGCGAACGGACCGACUGGAACAAUGGUGCGAUCGCGUGACCACGGCACGUAAGCCGAAUCGAGAACCGGUAAUUCGUUUUCAUUACGGUGAGUGAGAAUCGUGUUUCGAGCGAUCGCCGGCCCUUCCUCCCUCCUCUCUCCGUCGAACCGUGAUAAAAGAUAUACGGUGAACUCGAUUAUGACCGACGUCGUUGUCCUUGACACGAUGUUAAUAUUAGUAGCUGGUCACCUUCCAAAUCGUUACCAAGUCUGCGAAUAUUUGUAAACUGUACAACGUUAUAGACGUUAAGCGAAAUUUAACGAGACUGGUGAAUCGACCACGUUGGCUAAAUCUUUGCGGAAUCGAGUGCGUGAUAUCCUUCUUUCUCUCUCUCUCGUUUUUACCGGUGAUUCGAAAUUACCUCGGAAAAACGAAGAUCAUAAUGGCACCCGCUGCCACGUUGGACUGGUCAGAACCGUGCCAACACUGGCGAUACCCAAAAUUCUGCCCAUCCGGACAGCAGAAGCAUGAAAGGGCGAAGAGCGCUAUGGAGUUGAGUAGCAAGGAGGCGAACUCCGCGUACAAAAAAUUCUACAAAUUCCUGCGCCGUCUGAAGAACAGGAGACAUAGAGAUGGCAACAAAGUUACAACCGUGGUGGCUACACCUGGUGCUGGUCCAGAUCGUCCCCAAGAGAUCUCCUAUACAGACACUAAAGUAAUCGGUAACGGCAGCUUCGGCGUUGUAUAUCUAGCGAAAUUAUGCGACACGGAAGAGCUGGUCGCCAUCAAGAAAGUUCUUCAAGAUAAACGAUUUAAGAACAGAGAAUUGCAAAUCAUGCGGCGCCUCGAGCAUUGUAACAUCGUGAAACUGAAAUAUUUCUUCUACUCUAGUGGUGAUAAGAAGGACGAGGUUUAUUUGAACCUAGUGCUGGAAUACAUACCUGAAACUGUGUAUAAAGUUGCUCGGCAUUAUAACAAGAGCAAGCAGACCAUACCGAUUAAUUUCAUUAAGCUGUAUAUGUAUCAAUUAUUCCGUUCUCUGGCGUAUAUCCACUCGCUGGGAAUCUGCCACAGGGAUAUCAAACCGCAAAAUCUUCUGCUCGACCCGGAAUCUGGCGUUCUUAAGCUCUGUGAUUUUGGUUCCGCCAAACAUCUGGUCAAAGGGGAGCCCAAUGUGUCUUACAUCUGUAGUCGUUACUAUCGCGCGCCCGAAUUGAUCUUUGGUGCUAUUGAUUAUACUACAAAAAUCGAUGUUUGGAGCGCAGGUUGUGUAGUGGCAGAAUUAUUGCUCGGCCAACCGAUAUUCCCAGGGGACAGUGGAGUGGAUCAAUUGGUCGAGAUCAUCAAGGUGCUCGGCACCCCGACGCGUGACCAGAUACGUGAGAUGAACCCCAAUUACACCGAGUUCAAAUUCCCACAAAUUAAGGCGCAUCCAUGGCAAAAGGUGUUCAGGGCACGUACGCCGCCGGAAGCGAUGGAAUUAGUGGCUGGUCUCCUGGAGUAUACGCCAUCCGGCCGAAUCACACCGUUGGAAGCGUGCGCUCAUCCUUUCUUCGAUGAACUUCGGGAGCAGGGUACGCGAUUACCAAAUGGCCGAGAACUUCCCCCUUUAUUUAACUUUACAGAAUACGAGCUGCGGAUUCAGCCAUCCUUAAACUCGAUCCUAAAGCCGAAGUACAUGCAGACUUCGGAGAAUGCUGGAGGCCAGUCGGAACCUGUCGCGGGUAGCAGUGGUAACGUUAGUGAUAAUAACGUGAACGCCACGUUAUCCACCUCAAAGAACACAGACCCCGGCCAAUCGAACAUGGCUUAAGCUACUUUUUAUUUCUAACGUUAAUUAAACAACAAACGAGAAAGACACAAAGAGAAAGAGAGAGACGGAAAAACCGAAAGAAUUCACGUGUUAGAAACUAGCCUUAACAGAAAACGAAAAAAAAGAAAAAAGUUCAAGUAGAUCAAGAUAGAAGAACGAACGAAUGAAAGGAAUAUUGAUAUUCUUUUGAGGAGGAUGUCCAUAAGCAACAUAACAUACACGAUGCAUACACAGUCCCUUAAUUGUAAAUUUUUUCAACUUUAUGCGAAUGGCGAUACCGUCUGGUAUUUUGAGCUUUGUUUGCUUGAAACACGAAUGACGAAAAUAUCAUUAUAGAAUUAUUAAAAUAUAGUUCCCCUGUUUGUAACGGGUUCGCCUGGGGAUACCCCAAAUUUCGAGUGGCGUGUGCGAGUGCUUGAUUGCCACGUUAUUGCCAAAAAUAACAACUACAACAACAACAACAACAACAACAAAAUAUUGAAUUUAAUAUGUAUAUAUAUUAUAGGAACUGGCCCGUAACCACUAACUUUAAACGAUAAUUGCUAUAAACAAUGAAAGAAAGAGACAAAACGACAAAAAAAAAUGAACGCGAAUUUUUUCUAGCUGAGAAGAAAACAAACGAUAUGUACCAUCAUACAUUGUGUCUUGUAGUAUUCACGUCGCUUGUGUCGUCGAUCAUUUUAUCAUUCACGGAACAUACAAAUACACGUACAUACAAAUACACGCAUUCAUAGCUAUUAUAUUAAAGAGAUAAAUAAGAGUUAUUUGCUUUUUGACACUUAUAUCGAUGACUUUUAAAGAUUUACAGAGGAGUAAGAAAAUCGCUAGGCUUUCGCGAAGAACGAGAGUAAGAAAAGUUGCAAGUUCCCUCCAAAAUGUAUGAGACGAACGAACCGGCGAAAAGGGAAUGACGAACAUUCCGAUAAUUAUAAUUGUAUAAUGUAUAAAAAUUCGUGAAACAUUUAGGAACAUUAUUUUUUAUUGCGUUCAAAAUUCGAGCGUUGAUCGAUAUUUUCGCGAACAAGAGAAAAAUUUCACGUGGAAAAUUCAUGAUUGAACACUCACGCUCACACACACACGUACACACACACACACACGCACACACACAACGCAUUACAACACAUAACAAGAAUAAUUUGCGUGCACAAUCUCUAUCUUAUCGACUUAAGACUAUGUUUCCGACGAUGAGAUAUGUUGCGUACAUCGAUACGAUUAGUAGAGAAGAAGGAGAAGAAGAAGAAGAAAAAGAAGAAGAAGAAAAAAGGAAAUAUGUAUCCGAUGAUCUUGGACGAGACACAAAAGAAAAUUUCCAUUAUUGGGACACGACACGUGAAACACUCUCGUAUUACGUACACACUCGUUCGUGCCUAUUCAGUCAGCCAUGCCUGGACGAUUCGAAUCGCUAUCCUCUAUUUAAUGAAAUGAACGCUAAUUAACUCGAGUACUUUAUUCGUUACGUAUUUAAUUGUCACACGAUUAUCGUUGUAUAUUCUUUAACGGACACUCGGCUACAACCGAGCGAUAUUUUUCAUCCUACGCGACGAAACUCUACAGAGUGCGAUUUUCUUUUUUAAAACUGUCACAAUUUAUUUUUCUUGUGUCAACAGGAUUUUAGAAAUGUUUGUAACGUUUCUUUUUCAUUUCUGUAUCAGCAUGCGAAGAACAGACAGUAGUAAGUACAGACUUAUAAGCGAAUUAUAUAGAUUAUUCUUUCGUACGCAUCACCAUGCAUAUUUUAUAUGUUCUCGAAAGAAACGACGUUGUCGGAUAGAGUGACUUCUGACUUUCCUGAUCGAGAUGUCGAAGAUCAAGAUGGUCGCUUCGUUAAUUGAUUGUCUUGCAGAAUUAUGCGGCGAAAUAACUAGUAGAAGUGUACAAAGAGUUUUGUAUAUUUCGCACGAUGAAUUUCGAUUUUUUUAAAUGAUGAAAAAACGACCUCUAUGCAAUUGGAUCUUUCGGAGCAUGUUGCGCGUGAGUUAGCCGCCAUUUUACACGUUUCUACAUAUCAUAUCGCGUCUCAAGAAACUACAAAAAAAAAAAAAAAAAAAAAAGGAGGCUAUCGAUAAAAGUCAAUACCGAAUGAUUUAUUUCAGUUCCCUUCUUUUUUAGAGAAAGGAGAAAAGGACUCGAUUGAGAAAAUGGGAAAAAUGAGGGAGAAAGAACAAAAUGGAAGACAGAUGAUAGAUCAAUAACAGAAAAAGUGAAAGGGAGUGUGACGGAAGGGGGGACAGAAUGAAAGUAGUAAGUGAGCGAAAAUGAGAGAGAAAGAGAUGUGCUAAGAUAUUUUGCUUCAAAAUUUUUUAUCCGCGUUGAUACGAUGUAAAUUACGAUACGUUUUUAAAUUACGAUUAACACGAACAAUUUUUUUUCUUUUCUUCAGUUAUUUAAAUUGUAAUUCAUUGCUUCUCAUUGCUGUAUGAACGAUCGGAUAAAUUUAUCCAACUCUUUCGUUUCCUAAUCCGAACACGCAAAACGGAAUACAUUUUUAAUACCGAAGAAAACUAAUCUUUAUGUUUUGACAAUCGUACAAUGAUAUUUUCCCUUAUCGCUAUUAUUUAAAACAAAAAAGAAACGAAUCUGAUUAUUCGUCGAGAUAUACAUCGAUCAUGGAAUUUUUAUCGAUAAUAUGGUAUUUUUCCGACAUUUCUUUAAGCAUAAGUCAAUAAUUUUAUCGAUGUAAAAAUAUUGAUCAUCUUUUUAUUCGCUAGAAUUAUAGAAUUAUAGAAUUUAGAAUUAUAUAAUAAUUUAUUUCUUUCGAUUUCUAUCAAUUUUGGUCUUUGUCGAAAAGAGAGAAAAAAAGAAAAAAAAAAAAAGAAAAAUUCGUUAGAAAAAGAAAAAUUACUUAUUAAAACUUUAACGUAUCAUUAUUUAAACUUCUGCUUAAUGAAACCAUCUUGUCUUUCAUUUGCCGUGAUACAUCCGGCAAGUUCUAAGCAUAUCCUGUGAAAUUAUUGAUAUGCUUGAACAAUACGUAGUAAGAUUGAUGUAUUUAAAUUCCCUUUGUCAAUUGACAUCUUGGAAAUGAGAGAGAAAGAGAGAAAGAGAGGGAGAGAGAGAGAGAGAGAGAAUUGGAAGUAUUUGACGAGUGUUCGAAAAAUCUGAGAAAAGGGAAAUUAUUAUUUUUAAAUUUUAGACGGACGAAAGAAUAAUGAUUAGCAGCCGCAAAAAGCAACACAAAUUAUGUUAUAUGGGGAAGAAGGGGAGAAGAAGGGAUAAAAACAAAUACGAAGAAAUCUUGCACUUCUUAAAGAGUAAAUUGUUGGUUAAUUGUCGAGAUUAUUCUAUUAAUAAAGAAAAAUUUAUAUCGAUUUAGUUCUAAUUCAAUCUUUCUUUUGUUUUGUAAUUUUGCGUACUUUGAAUAUCAUUUCAGCGUGAACUUGAAAGAAAAUUAAGUUAUAUAGUCUAAAAAAAAAAAAGAAAAAAAGAAAAAAAAAAGAAAAAAAAACAA
Apis cerana (Asiatic honeybee) is the source of this 8605-nucleotide messenger RNA. Its product is annotated as protein kinase shaggy. Gene Ontology annotation, biological process: signal transduction; regulation of microtubule cytoskeleton organization; positive regulation of proteasomal ubiquitin-dependent protein catabolic process. Gene Ontology annotation, molecular function: ATP binding; protein serine/threonine kinase activity. The record is from RefSeq and is a predicted model, not a curated record. Gene Ontology annotation, cellular component: cytoplasm; axon; nucleus. NCBI's taxonomy places the organism in Eukaryota, Metazoa, Arthropoda, Insecta, Hymenoptera, Apidae.